Messenger RNA from Alternaria ethzedia, 1878 nucleotides. RefSeq lists its product as uncharacterized. The coding region runs from base 1 to 1878 and encodes 625 amino acids. Lineage: Eukaryota; Fungi; Ascomycota; Dothideomycetes; Pleosporales; Pleosporaceae. The transcript is spliced from 2 exons. The record is from RefSeq and is a predicted model, not a curated record.
AUGUCGGCCGCCGCAGCAACCAAGCCGCCGGGCACCCCGCGUCGCGAAGUCAACACCAGGACUUCCUCGUCUCCUGGAGCUGCCAACCGCACUCCCCGCUCCUCGACGCCCACUACGAAUGGCACCACCCCAGUGUCACGAACACGCUCUGUCCGUGGAGGCGCCAAUGGCACGCCAGUCUCAGCGCGCGCAGCUGUCAAGAAGCCCGCCGCAUCCUCGAAUCUGAGCACCUCACAGGCCGAUGCUGCCGACAACGACGCCCGAGACGAGCAGGCUGCUCUCCUCCAAGAUCUCAAGGAACGCCUGCAAAAGGCAGAGAGCGAGGCAGAGGAGCGACAGAAGCAGGUCGAGAUCCUCAACUCUCGUCUCGACGAUGCUCUCACCGAGCAGGCUAAGCUUGAAGAACGUGCCCACGAAGAAGAGGAGAAGGUCGAGUCGUUGGAGAACGUAAAGCGCGAGCUGACACGCCAACAUCGCGAGCUCGAGGGCAUCUACGAGGCCGAACGUGCGCAGAUUAUCAAGGAGAAGGAGGAGACGCAGUCGCGGGAGGAAGAAAUGCAGAACACAAUCCAGCGCCUAAAGGAGACCAUGGCAAAUAAGAACAUGCCCACUGGCGAGGCUGAAGAGGAGCAGCACCUAUCCCGAGCCUCAAGCUUCCGCAACAACCCAUCCCGCACCAACUCUUCCCAGAACCUCGAGAACGUCGCAUCCUUUGCACCACCCAACUCGGUCAAGCGCAGCGACUCGCGAAACAACUCGAAGCUCAUCCACCAAAAGGACAAGAUCAUCGAAGAUCUGCGUCUCGAGCUCGCCGAAUACCAGGUCAAGGUGUUGGAGGUAGAGAAUGCUGGCGGCGGACGUAUGCGCGAACUAGAGAAGCAACUGCUCGAGACGCGCAUGACCAACGCCAGACUCAUGGAAGACAACGAAAGCUUCCAGCUUCUGCUCGGCGAGAAGACGCUCAACGGAGACUUGAGCCGCGGCGACUUCCUGCGCGAGACAUCCAACACCGAAGACCGCGCACCGUCCCGUAGCGGCCCUUCAACCAGUCUGGCUGACGAACUUCAGUCCGCCGAGGAAGGCGAUGCUGAAGUCGUUCGCAAGCUCGAAACUGAGCUCAGCAGCAUGAAGGCGCAGAACCAGGCCCUCACCCUCUACAUCAACAAGAUCAUCGGUCGUUUGCUCACACACCAGGGCUUCGAAUCGGUCCUAGGAAACGAUGUCGAGAACGAAGGCUCCGGAGGCCCCAACAAGAACAAGGAGCUACCACCGCCGCCUCCCCAAGACAGCGAUCAGCCACAAGGAUUCCUCCAGCGCGCCAAGUCUGUUGCCAUGGGCGGAAACCGCAAGCCACGCCCUUUGUCCAUGAUGGGACCUCCCGCCGCGCCCAACCAGACGAGUGCCCAUGAGGAUCCAGCCACUGCUCCUUCCAUUCCUUUGACGCGAAGCACGUCAGGCCGACACCCAAGCGGCAGCCACCACCACCGUCGCUCAACUUCUGAGAUUCCGGGCCUUACAAGCAACCCAACAUCGCCAGGUAUGGUCUCGCCAGGUAUGGUCUCGCCCCGCAACUCUUUCUUCGGUCCGCCAGUCAUCUCGAGGGCGCCGUCCGGUCAAGGCCCCAUCCCCGAAGACAAAGAGGUGGACACACGGACAGAGUCUUCCUCGGCAAGCCACGUCGAUACACCAUCCCCACCACAGCAAAAGCUGCCACGCAGUGAGACCACCGGUCCUAUGACGGGUAAAGGCAUGCGACCUCUUCGCCUCGUCCAGAACGAAGAAGAAGCUUCAAAGGCCCGCAAGGCCGCCAACCGCGCAAGUUGGUUCGGCGGACUCUUUGGCGCCAACCAGCCACAGCAGAACCAGGAGAACGCUUAG